Molecule: messenger RNA, 4683 nt
Organism: Tetrahymena thermophila SB210
Lineage: Eukaryota; Ciliophora; Oligohymenophorea; Hymenostomatida; Tetrahymenidae
Product: zinc finger lsd1 subclass family protein
Exons: 11
Source: RefSeq, a predicted model, not a curated record
AUGAAGAAUUUAAUUAUACAAUUGCUAUAAAUAUUCUUUGUAUUUUUCAAUUAUGUUUAUGCAAUUGAAUAAAAAGUUAUUGAAGAGUUUACAGCGAAUUCUUUUUUAAGUUCAGAUGCUCCUAAUUGGUCGAAGUAAUUAGUUUUUACAUGUGCUGCGACUUCUUAUGUAGAUUUUUCAGCACUUUCUGUUUUUGGUAUUUUUGGCAAAACAAAUUCCAUCACUAAAAAAACGGUUUCUUCACUGCCUCCGCAUUGGAGCGCAUCAAUUAGAUUCGAUAUGCUUCUUUACUAAGCCUUAGAUUCAGGUCUUGACUAUGUUAGCAUCUAAUCUGAUACUUAAACUCCAGAAAAGUUUUUAAAAAAUGCAAAUAAUGAUGGAGUAAAAUUAUGUGGGACAACCUCAAAUGAUAUUUUAAUUCUUUAUAACAAAAACUUUACACAUUCAGCGAGCUCUCUGACUUUGCAAAUAACAGCUUCGAUGAAUAAAUUAGAAACUAUUUAAGGAUUUGUAAUGAGAAAUCUUUAUAUAUUCAUUGAUACUUGCCAUUUUACUUGCGCUACUUGUAGUGGACCUUCUUAUGAUUAGUGUCUAAGUUGUCCUCUCCAUUCAUCUCCAACCAAUGGAAAUCAAUGUGUUUGCGAUGCAGGAUAUUAUGCUUACUAAUUUUAGUGUGUACCUUCAUGUCCAACUGGAUUUACUCCAGAUUCUAAUAAUUAAUUUUGUGUCAUUGAUUUUUGUGCAGCUUCUGAUUGCUAAACAUGCAGUAAUAAGAUUUGCACUGCUUGUGUCGGCACUAAGAAAUUGCUUAAUGGUUAAUGCGUAAACUCAUGUCCUUCAUAUGCUCCUCUAACUUCUGGAGUUUGUAAAGAUUACUCCAGUACACUAACAAAUGGGAAGUAUUUAAUUAAAGGAGGUUUAUCUGCUGAUACGUUUGGCGAAUCAGAAGUUUAUGGACUUGGUUUCAUUCCUAACGGCUUCAAAGGUACAGGAUAUGGCUUAAGCAGUGGCGCAUCUGUCACAAAAUGUGCAGGAAAAAGCUUACUUGGAGGAGCUUUUUUAUCUGGAUCAGGUGCAUAUAUACAAAGAUCCUUCUAAUAAAUGAGUCCUCAUUGGUCAGUUUUAAUUGGAUAUACAUUAUAUAAGAUUGAUUCUUGGGAGAAUGAGACAGUUGAUAUGAAUGUAGAUGGACAAAUUAAGCAGACAACAUCAAGAAAAGCUACAGAUGGAGCUACCAAUUUAUGUGGAAAUAGCUAAAAAGAUGAUAUUAUUAUCGUCUCUUAAAAUUUUACUCAUGUUUUACCCUCUUUAAAUUUAAAAAUAACAACCACUCUUGACUAAGAUCCAUUUGAUGAAUCCUAUGGUAUUAGAGAUAUCUUUGUAUUAGUAGAUUAUUGUGUAGAUAAUUGCUAAAAUUGUGAUGCUUCUGGAUGCUUGGCUUGUCAAAAUGGAUUUUAGCUAUAUUAAAAGCAAUGUUAUUCUUAAUGUCCAAAUGGAACUUAUAAAUUAAGCUCUUCUGAGUGCGCAGUUUGCCAUCCUUCUUGCAAAACUUGUUUUGCAGGUUCUAAUAAAAGCUGUAACAUUUGCUAACCUAACACAUAUCUUAAUCCUGAUAAUUCAUGUUAAUCUGGCUGUGUUAGCAAUUAUUAUCCAAGAAUUGGAGAUAUGACCUGUUAAAAGUGUGAUAUCUCAUGUUUUAACUGUGUCAGUCCUGGUGACUCUGGAUCUUGCACAUCCUGUACUGGAUAAUUAUAUUUAACUAAAAACUAAUGUUAACAAAAUUGCCCACCAAAUCAAACAAAAGUUACAGCACCAAAUAAUAAUACUUGCUAACCUUGUGAUAAAACAUGCUUAACAUGUAAUGGAACUACUCCGAAUAGCUGCACAAGUUGUUUGGCUCCUGAUCUAUUUUUAUCAACUACUUUUAGCUGUGUAAAUACUUGUAACACAAAUUAAUACAAAAAUACUUAGAACUAAACAUGUUAGCCCUGUCAUAUUAGUUGUUAAACCUGUAAAGGUCCUGAUAAUACUGAUUGUCUAUCAUGUGGUGGCUCUUUUUAUUUAGAUACUUCUAAAGGUAUUUGCUCUAAUUCAUGUCCUGAUAAAUAUUAUAAGAAUACAAGUAAUAACAAAUGCACUUAAUGUGAUGCUACAUGUGUUUCUUGUAGUGGACCAAGCAGUAGCGAAUGUUCAUCAUGUGAUUCCCCCAGAUUUUAUUAAGCUUCUACUAAAUAAUGUGUUACUGAUUGUUUACCAAGUUAAUUUAAAGAUAAACAGCAAAGAGCAUGCAAAAAUUGUGAUCAAACAUGUGCCACUUGUUAAGGACCUUAUACAAAUGACUGCACAAGUUGCUAGGGAUAAUUGUAUUUAGAUACUACUGAAAAUAAAUGCACUGCUACUUGUCCUUUAAGGUUUUUCAAAAAUACUUCUAAUAACUAGUGCUCAAAAUGUGAUAGUUCAUGCUAUUCUUGUGAUGGAACUUAGCCAUUUAAUUGUCUCUCUUGUGAAUUACCUAGGUAUUAUUAAGUUUCUUAGCGUUAAUGUGUCACUCAAUGCAAUAGUAAUUAAUAUAAAAAUGAUUAGUCGUUUAAAUGUUUGGACUGUGAUUCUUCAUGUGCAACUUGUAGUGGAGGAAGCUCAACUGACUGUACAUCCUGUUAAGGAAAUUUAUUCUUAGAUAAAUUAUCAAAGAAGUGUGUUGCAAAUUGUCCUUUUGGUUAUUUUUAAAAUAAAUAAAAUAACGAAUGCAAUUUAUGCAACGAUAUUUGUGAAAGUUGUUUUGGACCUAAUACAGAUAAUUGUAAAUCAUGUGUAACUCCUUACUUUUUCCAGUCAUCAACAAAUAAAUGUGUAACUGAAUGCGCAGUGGGAGAAUAUAAAAGUAAGCCGACUAAGUCUUGUUUGAAAUGUCACUCAACAUGUAAAAGUUGCUUACUUGGUUCAGAUUCUGAUUGUCUUUCUUGUGCUGGAGAUUUAUUCCUUGAUUUAAACAGUAACAAAUGUGUUUCGAUUUGCAAUCCAGGAUCCUACGCAAACAAAUCAAAUAAUGUUUGCGAUAGUUGCCAUCCUAGUUGCUUGACAUGUGACGGAGGAGCAGAUACGAGCUGUACAUCUUGUCUUCAAAACUAUUAUUACUAUAAAAAUACCAAAUCUUGUAUGCGUUAAUGUCCUUUUGGUUCAUUUAUAGAUCUAGUUAACAAAUCUUGCUACUCCUGCAAAGAUUCUUGCCAAACCUGUGAAAAUGAAAAAGGUUGUUUAACAUGUAAGCCAGGAUAUUUUUAUGAAAACCAAUAAUGUGUAUCAGUUUGUUCUGAUGGUAACUAUCCAGAUAAAAGCACUUAAAAAUGUGAAAAAUGUAAUUAAGAAUGUAAAACUUGCACUGGACCAACAAAUACUGAAUGUGUUUAAUGCAAUAAUAGUCAAAAGACGAAUGAUAGAGGAUCUUGUGUGGAUACUUGUCCUUAUUUGCAAUAUAAUGAGUUAGAUCCUUAUCCUUAAUGUCAACCAUGUAAUUUCAAAUGCUCUAAAGGAUGCACUGGAAAGAAUCCUGAAGAUUGCAUUGCUUUAAAAGUAUAAUACUAAGUCAUGUUUUACAUUAUAUUUUCAACAAGUUGUGUCUGGUUAAUUUCAUAUAUUUGGGGAGUUUAUAUUGAUAAGAAAUAAAGUCUACUAGUUAGUGUUAAACCGAAUACUUCUGAUGUAAAAGAAGUUUUUAAGUAAGAAGAAAAUUUAAGACAGUUAUCACCAUAAAGGCAAUCUAGGACUAAUACUUACGUCAAUAAUGAUAAUAUGGAGACGAUUAAAGAGUUAGAUGUUGAUAGAGAUUAAUAAACUAUUAAUAAUUAGACUAUAUCUACUUAAAAAAUAGUAAGACCUAUGAGGAGAAAGAGAACAACAAGGCUAAUGUCAACAGUAAAAUAGAAUCUAGCUUCCUUCUUAGAAAUCUAAGAACCAUCCAGUAAAUUUAUAAGAAAAAAUAGCUAGGAAACAAUAGAAAUGUCACAUCAAUCUAUUACAAACAAUCAAUUCAGAAGAACCUAAACCAACACAUAUACUAUCAACAACAAUAAUAGCAUAUUUUAAAGAUCUCCUUCAAAAAAAUUCUCUACUGUAGUUGCUACUCCUGCGAAGAAGUUAGAAAUUCUUCCAAAUGAAAAGCUUAAAUACGCAAUUCUUGGAUAAGAAUGGAUCUCAAUGCUUAAAUUUUACCAUCCUUCAAUUAGCAGACCAUAUAGAACAACCUUAACUUACCUUAAAUAUCAUUCAUUCCUCUUGUCAACCCAAUUUAUUUAUGAUAACCAGCUCUUUUUAAUUAUCCCCUGUUUAGUCUUUGGAUGGUGCAUAAAAUUAAUAUUUUAGAAAUUUGUCAUGCUCGCUAUCUCCUGCAUUAACAAUUCAUAUCUCAGAAAUUUCAUAAUAAAUUUUUCAUUUUUGGUUAUCUUCCUUUGUUUUAUUGUGCUUUGCUAUUCUCCUAUUUUAGAUAAACUAUUUAUUUAAAAGGAUUAUUAUUGGAGCUUUGUCUAUGCUAGUGUCUUCUUGUCUGAUUUUUUAAUAUUUUAACCAUUGUUUUCUCUUUUUGAGUACCUACUAACAAUUAAAUACCUUAACUAUUAAAACGAUAAUAAACAAUCAAAAAUUUUAAGCAUAUUUAAAAAUGAGUUAUAUUACAAUUAGCUCAAAUGA